CCUAAAAUCCAGCGCCGCCAGACCCCGCCCUAAGCCUGCAAAGCGAGCCAACGAAAUGUAUGCGAUGGAGAUAUGAGUGUGUUGCGUAAGUAGCUCCGAGCUCAGGAAACCCUGUGAUAAUGACUGUUCAGGGGAAUUUCCCGAUCUGUGAAUACCUUCGUACAUACUAACAUCUCACUGCUAGAAAGCGCAGCGGCGGCUCCCAUUUGUUUCUUUUUCUGGGCAAUGCAAAUCGCAGUCGCCGCUGGCGCUUUGCUACAGACAAUGAAUGCUCUCUCGCAAAUAUGAAAUGCGUUGUUUUAAUUGUAAAUUUAUUAUGUAACAUCGUUGUCAAUUCCAAGUCAGAUGCUCUGAGCGCAGUUGCCAGGCACCUCUCACAGCGACACUUGCGUUUAAUGUAUAUUCAUAUCUCUCACCAAGAAAAGAGUCCAAGAAUGAAGACUGAUGUGAUUUUCGUGUUUCGCUAGAGCUGUAGUUGCCUUCGAAGUUUGUGUCACUAUAUUAUUUCCUUUUGUUUAACAUGCUUUUCAUUUCCCAUAAUCUUUUAAUAAAAACAGUGAGAACCUUGAAGCGAAUGUUGCCAACGCGGCGACAACUGAUUCUGUAAAUAUGAUAUAAAAAUUAUUUUUCUUAUUUAGAAGCCGAUCUUGUGACUUCACUACCAUAUUUCACUUUGUCAAAAUGCAUAGUAAAAGCAGCUUCAUUUUUCGGUGCUAACAUACAAAUUAUAUAUAAGAGGGAGGAGAAAUAUGUCUAGCGAACUUAGGCACCUCAACAACAUUCGGGGAGUCCCCUUUUUGUUCUCCGUUUCGCUGACCAUUAUAUCGUGUCGCUGUGUGUUGUGUGAAGACUAUGAAACGAGUGUUAUAUAACGAUUUCUUCUCCAUAACUGCAAGUAACGCAACGCAGUAAACAAGCAAAGUACUUGUACUUGCGUUCCCAAGACGGAAGCGCACCAGGCACCGUGGCCCGACUGGUAGCACCGGGCGCCGCUCCGACGCCUCUCCGAAGAAUCGUUCCCACAGGCGUGCUCCUUUCUCCUCCUCCUUAGCCGAGCCCAGGGGCCGGCGCCGUAGCUUCCCAAGGUGUCGCAGCCGCCUAUGCCUGAAACGCCGCGAUGUUUGAACCGUAGGGAGCGCAGCGGCGGUGGCGCGGGGGAUCGAGUGGAAGUCAACGACGCAGAGGAAGUGACAGCAAGGCAGAAAACAGCUGCAAAAUGCACAGGCUGCGGUGGAAAGCAGAGUGGAUGCGCGUACCAUGGAAUUCCAUAGACGGUAAGUUGUUUUAGAACGCCAAAGGCCACCUCCGGGAGCGACGCCGUAACCAUGGCAACGACCAGCUCGCCUCGAGGGAGCCUGAGCGGAGGGAAUAUAAAGCCGACAGCGUCAGAUAACGGCGACGCGAGGGUCAGGGACGCCUCUCCGCCCGCCCCAGUCCUCUCUACUAACCUGAGCCAGGGGGACGAAGAGAAUCUCGGCCAUGCCCUCUUCCUGGAAGCACUCUGGACCCCUUCUCCCCCCGCGACGCCUAGCAACUCCCCGGCUCGCUCCUGCUCUCCCCUGGAGCUUCCCGGGCCCCAGCUCUCCCUCGGCGCUCCUCGAGCCUCCGAGGCGGACCUCGUCGCCGUCACCGACAGAAGUUCCUUGACCAUAUCGCCUACGCACGUCAGCAUGGCUCUGGCCCCGUGUCCGCCGCUCCCCUGGCGAAGAGAAGCCGGACACGGGAUGGGGAGAAAGGUCACGGAGGGCAUGGUGGGAGGGGCGAGGGCUGGCGAGAAGGUCGCAGUCACUACAACGGCGUCUACAAGGGCAGGACUUCACCCGACGGCCCUUGCGAACUGUGCCCCGGAGUGCCAGCGACCCGGUGGCAUGGAAGCAGGAUCUCCAGAUGGUGUCUCGUCGCUCUCCUGCUCCUCCUCUUCCUCCUCUGCCUCUAAAUGUUCCUCUUCCAUAUCAUCCACUACUACAUCUCCCAAUUCUUCAUUCUCUUCUUUCCUCCCCCCCACUUCCUCUUCCUGUCCUUCCUCCUCCGUCGGUGCCUCCGCCACACCGUCGUCUGCUGCUACCGUGACGACGUUCGCAGGAAGUAUCGUCCGGAACGCCGACGCGAGGGGGGGCGCUGGCCCCGCGGGAGGCAACGAGCCCGCCCCGUGCUCACCCGCGUGCGCCCAGCACUUCGCCAGGGUCGCGGGGGAGCUCAGGCAGAUGCAGGACCAGAUCUUCGCGCUCUCUGUUCAGAUGGAAGAGCAGAAUACCCACAUCACUAAACUCAUGGAAGAAAACAGGCGUUACAUCAGAGAAAACGGGAAACUCAAAUCCAGGACGAGAGGCGGGGUUGUCAACAGUGCCAGCAACUACACCGAUGGCUUCAGCAGUGCCAACAAUUCUGCCCAUGACUUCAAUGGCUCCAGCACCUACAGUGACGAGUUUAGCAACGCCUAUUCACAACAGACCAACGCAGGCGACUUGGAAGACAGACUUCUGGCACUGCAGUUGCAAAACAGCGAGCUCGCCUUGUGUCUCGAGAGGGAAAAGAGAAUGAGAAGGGAGGCGGAGACGAGGCUAGAGAGAGACGAAGGCUAUAUCAAGAGACUGGAAGAUAGUGUACAGACUCUGCGAGGCACCCGAGUCGUCAUGGACCCCAUCACCUACAGGCAGGUCGCCGAGGCCUACAUCGCCGCCCGCCGGACGCCCGCACGCCGCCCGCACACCCACACGGGGGUCCCCGGGUCGCACCUCGUCUGCGAUGGCUCGGCCGCAGAGACCAACCAGAGGCUGUCCCACCCCGCGAUGCACACAAGUAGCACCACCUGCGAGUCAUCGUACCUUUACCCUUCGUCGUCGUCAUCGCAGGAGGCGGUCGAAGGAAGCUCCUCGCUGAAGGGCCACUCCAAAAAGAAGGGGCGAGCCUUCCCCCCGCAAGAGCAUCUCUCCAUAGGGCCGGGCACGAGCGUCAACGGAAGCAUGAAUCCCUGGGACUACCAGCAACUCCUCGAAAGCCUGGAGGAUCUCAACGGGGGAAGUCGCGGUGCUUUGUCCUGAAGGAGUGCUGUGACGACAGCUCGAUCCUACACCGAGUCCGGAGGAUGACUACAAUGACUCUUCUUCGGUUGCUUCACUUUCUCUGGAUAUUCUGGAGAAAUAGUGAGAGAGAAUAAGAGAGGAACGGUGACUUAUGCGAAGAUUAUUAUUUUUUUUACUCUGCCGCUGUUUCCCGAGAAAUUCAGCUGCUCUGGGAGUAAAGUGAUAGAAGGGAGAGAUGGGACUGAUAUAACGAUAGUAAUAAAGAAAAGUGUACCAUGGGAACACACUGCCAUGCAGAACGUGUGCGUUUGAAUGUUGUGAUAUCGUUGUCACGCCAUUUUUGCAGUGCCAUGCAGUGUUGGAACUGUUGCCAAGGAGUGUCUGAUCCUCUUUUCGGAGGUGCUAGACAUGAGAGGGGAAACCUGGGGCUUAUUUUGGUGCUGAUUCUCACCUCCAUCACGAUACUGGUGAAUGAUGCUCACUUAAUAUAAAUGUAUGUGCCUCAGUGUGUGUUUGUGUCUACAGUAAGACAUGAAAACCCAUAUAUCUCAUAUCAUGUGUAUAUAUAUGCACUCAUCACUUAAUGUUUUUAUAUGCAUUUAUUUUUUUCUCUAAACAUGUCAGAAACUUGGAUAUUGUCUCCCUUGUGAUUAUUACCUACUUAUUGAGUCGAAUUAGUCAAGAGUACCUAGUUAUGUGAUUCAGGUACAUAUUGAUGUCAGAUCUCUAAAGGACUUUCUAUUUCCUUGUGCCAAAAAGAACAAGAUUCCUUCUUCGAUGCUGCGUGACUUUUCAUCACAUCUUCGAAGGAUUGGUCAGGUCCUGUUGUAGAUCUACACAACUAUUGUGUUACUUGCUUGAAAAUAUUAAAUUAUUGGAAAUAUAAAUAUAUUUUUUGCCUUUUAAAGAUAUUCCUUAUUAAGGUAUUCCCCUAUUGAUGAUGGUACUAUAAGUAUUUUAGAAUUUUAUAUUGACUGACAAAGAAACAUUUCAUUUCUUAUGAUAUUAAAGGUAAUAGUCAUGAGAACAAUAAAAGCUAUGUUUGUGAUACAAGCGCUAGGACCUUUCAAUUCCUAGAUUUUAUACUGCACAUGAAAAUGAACGGAUCAUCGAGGCACAACUUUAACAAGAAUGUAUCCAGUGUGACGUGACUCGAAAACCUGUUCUGGGAUUUUGUUCUGCCAGUCUCCUCAGCCGUAUGGAUUACACGAGAAUUGUCUGAACUACAGAUGCAGGCCUAUUCACAAGGGAGGUAUUUCGACUCCCGAUCUUAUACAUAAUCUUAUCUUUAUAAAGAAAGUGAAACUAGUCAUUUCGAUUUAGACUCAUAUAUGUUAUAGAGUUUGGAUUAAGUCAAUUUAUAUUCCUUCAAGACUGUUGAAAAAACACAUUGAAUAGUCCCAAUUUUUAAAUUGUAAACGUGAGAAGAGUUAUUUAUAUGAUAUAAUUUAUUUUUGUAACGAAUUUUAUUGAACAUGUUAGAUAUCCCGAGUGAAAAUCUAUCAAUAUGUUUUCAAGUUCUGUUUGAUCGUCAUACUUUAUGAUCAUCGUGAUGUUUAUACGACUUCCUAAAGCUUUUUCUUGGCAUACAAAAAGUCUACGAAAUUCACACCUGUGAUUACUUGUGAAAUAUAUUCAAAACAGAA
Molecule: messenger RNA, 4669 nt
Organism: Penaeus chinensis
Lineage: Eukaryota; Metazoa; Arthropoda; Malacostraca; Decapoda; Penaeidae
Exons: 5
Coding region: 1326-3041 (571 amino acids)
Source: RefSeq, a predicted model, not a curated record